Molecule: messenger RNA, 1115 nt
Organism: Otolemur garnettii (small-eared galago)
Lineage: Eukaryota; Metazoa; Chordata; Mammalia; Primates; Galagidae
Gene: SAP30BP
Product: SAP30 binding protein
Exons: 10
Coding region: 37-858 (273 amino acids)
Biological process (GO): regulation of DNA-templated transcription
Cellular component (GO): nucleus
Source: RefSeq, a predicted model, not a curated record
CAUUGGAGUGAGCCACGCUCAGGUUGUGGGAAUAAAAUGGCGGGGAAGAAGAAUGUUCUGUCGUCUUUGGCAGUUUACGCAGAAGAUUCAGAGCCCGAAUCUGACGGCGAGGCCGGAGUCGAAGCGGUGGGCAGCGCAGCUGGUGAGGAAGAUGACGAUUCAGAGACUGAAAAACCUGAGGCUGAUGACCCAAAGGAGAAUACAGAAGUCGAAAAGCGAGACCCCCAGGAAUUAGUUGCCUCCUUUUCUGAAAGAGUCCGGAACAUGUCACCUGAUGAAAUCAAGAUCCCACCAGAACCCCCUGGCAGGUGUUCAAAUCACUUACAAGACAAGAUUCAGAAGCUUUAUGAGCGAAAGAUAAAAGAGGGAAUGGAUAUGAACUACAUUAUCCAAAGGAAGAAAGAAUUUCGAAACCCCAGCAUCUAUGAGAAACUGAUCCAGUUCUGUGCCAUUGAUGAGCUCGGCACCAACUAUCCAAAGGAUAUGUUUGACCCCCAUGGCUGGUCUGAGGACUCCUAUUAUGAGGCAUUAGCCAAGGCCCAGAAGAUUGAAAUGGAUAAAUUGGAAAAGGCCAAAAAGGAGCGAACCAAAAUUGAGUUUGUGACGGGCACCAAGAAAGGCACUACAACCAAUGCCACGGCCACCACUACCACCACCGCCAGCACAGCUGUUGCAGAUGCCCAAAAGAGAAAGAGCAAGUGGGACUCAGCCAUCCCAGUGACCACGAUAGCCCAGCCCACCAUCCUCACCACCACAGCCACCUUGCCAGCUGUCGUCACAGUUACCACCAGUGCCAGUGGCUCCAAGACCACUGUCAUCUCUGCUGUGGGCACAAUUGUGAAGAAGGCCAAGCAGUGACAUGAGGAGCUGCCCUGGGACUUGAAAGGACUGUGUGGCCCAGUGACGCUGCCCACUGGGAGGCACCACUUUGUAUAUUUUAGGACUGGGACCUGCUCCCCAGAUGCAGGGACCUGCUCCCUGAAAGCAGCUGCCAUGCAGCAUUCCAGCUAGAAGGACAGUGCAGCACAGGAGGGCACUGUGGACAGCAUCCAUGCACCACUCACAGAGUCUCUUGCCCUAUUAAAAGAGCCACGUUCUCAUACCCUGGCAUCUCA